Messenger RNA from Anopheles coluzzii, 2871 nucleotides. Its product is annotated as TOM1-like protein 2. Gene Ontology annotation, molecular function: clathrin binding; phosphatidylinositol binding; ubiquitin binding. Gene Ontology annotation, cellular component: membrane; endosome. Gene Ontology annotation, biological process: signal transduction. The coding region runs from base 609 to 2279 and encodes 556 amino acids. NCBI's taxonomy places the organism in Eukaryota, Metazoa, Arthropoda, Insecta, Diptera, Culicidae. The transcript is spliced from 9 exons. The record is from RefSeq and is a predicted model, not a curated record.
UGAGUCGUGCGAGUUUUGCUACAGUUUUCAUCGUGCAAAGGUGACGCCAGGAACGCUCCCAGCGCGAGUGUGUGUGUGUGUGUGUGUGUGUUUGUGUGAAGCGAUUACAGUUGGAGCAGUCCAUAAAACGUUUGUUUGUUUUUCGUUUUAUACCCCAUGAUAGUUCAUACGACUCUUUACAGUUUCUGAAUCCAGUAUCCAACUCGGCAAAGGUGACCGGAACCGUGUCCGAGCCCGGGAGCGCUUACCCCGAAGAACGUGUGUUCGCAUUUAUCGAUUUGUGUUCCCGGGGUGAAAACCGGAACAAAACUACCGGUACACACAAGUGUAAAGGAAGAAGAAACAGAAAAGAGCAGUAAUUCCUUGUGCCUGUGUUUGUGUGCGUGUGUAUGUGUGCUUGUGGCAGUACAAUUGUGUGAGCUGUUUUUCCUCCCUUUGCUGCAAAGGGCAAGAGGACGUGGGAGGACCCACCUGGACACUAGACACACACCCACACCUGGUGGAAAUUAAUUCCCUGUUCUGUGUGACAUUGUGAGCGAGCCGUACGUUGUGUGCUUGAAUAGUGCGACCACUUUUCCAGGGGGGUCACAGGGACGUCGGCAUCGAAAAUGACAUCAUUCUUCAACGUUGGGGCCCUCGGGGGCAACCCGUUCUCGACGCCCGUUGGACAGAAAGUUGAGCAAGCGACAGAUGCUAGUCUCGCCUCGGAAAACUGGGCACUCAACAUGGAAAUCUGUGAUAUGAUCAACGAAUCGUCGGACGGUGCCCGGGACGCGAUGAAGGCGAUAAGGAAGCGAUUGACGCAGAAUGCGGGCAAAAACUACACCGUCAUCAUGUACACGCUGACCGUGCUGGAAACGUGCGUGAAGAACUGUGGCAAAGCGUUCCACGUGCUGGUCGCGAACAAAGAGUUCAUCCAGGAGCUGGUGAAACUGAUCGGCCCGAAGAACGAUCCACCCCCGAUCGUGCAGGAAAAGGUGCUCAGUCUGAUACAGAUCUGGGCCGAUGCGUUCCGCUCCCAGCCCGACCUGAACGGGGUGGUGCAGGUGUACCAGGAGCUCAAGAACAAGGGCAUCGAGUUUCCGGCCACGGAUCUGGACGCGAUCGCACCGAUUUACACGCCGCAAAGGAGCGUCCCUGACGGUGCUCCAGCGACGGAAAGUGCAAACACUCUGCCGGUUUCACCACAUCACCAUCAUGCUUCACAAACGCCAGGAUCGCCAGCAAUGCCUCCACCGUCAUCGAUGUCGCAGGAUCAGAUCGCCAAGCUGCAGUCGGAGCUGGACAUCGUGGCAAUGAACAUGUCCAUCCUGGGCGAGAUGCUAACCGAGCUGAAGCCGGGUCAGGAAGAUGCGGCCGACUACAAGCUGCUGACCGAUCUAACUUCUACUUGCCGGGAAAUGCAAAACCGAAUCGUCGAUCUGAUCGGCAAGGUGCAGCACGACGAGCUGACCGCGGAGCUGCUCCGGUUGAACGACGAGCUGAACAAUCUGUUCCUGCGGCACGCCCGGUACGAGAAGAACCGCGACCCGAAGAAUGCCUCCAGCGCGACACCGUCCGCCAUCCUCGGGGCGGCGCUCGGUGCCGUUGAAAUGCGCGACCCGUCGCUGAUCGAUCUGAGCGAAGAGCCGGGCGCUACCGGUGGUGGUGGUGGUGGUGCGGCCGGACACAACGUGUCCACGCAGCUAGCAGGGCUUAGCCUGGCGGCGGCCGGUUCGACAGCGACCGCCUCGUCACAGCUUGCCCAGCUGACGAGCGUAACGGCCCAGUCCGGUUCGUCGAUUGGCGGGGCCAAGUCACCGAACAGGGCGACCACUGCCGGGGCACCGGCCGGCAGCAACAUUCCACCGGACGUCGUAUCGGACGAGUUCGAUAUGUUCGCCCAAUCACGAAACACUACCGGCGAGAAAGAACCUUCACACCGAUUAGAUGCUUUGGGUGCGCCGGCAGGCGCCAACACGGCAGCGCUGGGUACGAGGGAAUCGGAAUUUGACGAGAUCGAACAGUGGCUAGGAAAUCCGGACGACAUUGAUAACCUCGAGGCGCAAUUGGCGGCUGCCGGAGCGAUGGGCGGCGGUGACGGAGGCGCUGGCCACGGUGCCGGCACGGAGGAAAGCCUAACGAGCAAGGAGUUCGAAAAGUUCCUCGCCGAACGGGCGGCCGUAGCCGAAACGUUACCGACGAUCAGCAGCAGCAGUACCACCACCAGCAGCCCGGCAACCACGGCCAAAGAUCGCAAGAAAAAGUCCGACGAAACGGACGGUCUGCUAGCGCUGUGAAAAGCAGAUGCGCGGGGUGAUCGUGAUCGGGGAUAUCGGGGACACACUGUUUGUUUGCACGGGGAGGCGCCCCGGCAAGUUGUUUCGUUUGAUGGUUUUAUUUUGUAAUUAUUGUUUAAUAUAGUUUCUGCUCCAGUCGCGCGCGCGUUCCUUUGGAGGUAUUAGUGUUUGUUUGUUUUUUCACAUUUAGGGGUUUCCCAUAGGGCAAUAGAAAUGCAGACAGAGAGCUAGAUAGAGAGAGCGCAGAAUGUAAGGAGGUGGAUCGGGAUAGAAAGUUUUGGUGAAAAUAUUUAGUAAAAAGAAAAGCCAAAAAAACCCAAAAUUUAAAAAAAGGAAAGAGGGAGCAGCAUCGUCUCUGUUCUUGUUUUUAGAUUUGCACCUUUUUUUAUUAUUUUAUCGCCGUCACGGCACAGCGAAUGUGAGCCAUAUUAUACAUAUAUAAAAGCAAAAGUGCUGCUGCUAGCUACCACGUACGGAACUGGGAGGGACGCGGAAUCAUUAUGGGACGAAAACAGAAAAAAUACACACAGACAAACAAACAAAGACGCGAGCAUCGUAAUAGAAGGAGAAAAUAUAUUUAAUUGUGACCCUA